AUGAAUGUCCUGAAGGAUGAAUCCAUGCUAAUGAAUAUGCCCCUUUUCUACUGCAGCCAACAUGAGGGUCUCGGACAGGAAUACUUCUCUCCCCAAGAAACCUGCGUAUCAGGUAUCUGUACCGGUGCUCUUUCUGCCGCAGCUGUUAGCUGUUGUAGGACUGCAUCUGAACUGGUCCCUAUUGCUGUACAAACGGUACUGGUCGCUUUUCGACUGGGGAUGUGCACAUUACGUGCUGCCAAGGCAAUUGACCCGUCGGAAGGAAACUGGUCGAUGGUUGUAUCUUGUGAUUCAACUGACAAAGUUGAAGAGCUUCUUUGCAAAUUCUCUGAGUCUAAUAAUCUUCCCAUCACAUCAAUGCCAUGGAUUAGUGCAUAUGGGGAGGAUAACUGGGUGUCGAUCAGUGCACCUGCAUCCAUUUUGCUAGCACUUCGCUCCUCUGAGAUACUGUCAGGAAUGCGCUCGCGUGUACUUGACAUCCACUCCCCUUAUCAUGCAAAGCAUAUAUUUUCAAAUAGCGACAUCGAUGCAAUCCUCGAGACAACCGAUUCUCAGGAGUGGGAGCGAUAUAGAGCCGUUCGACCUAUGGUUUCGAGCACCACUGGAGAAGUAAUUGAGCCCGAAGGACUCCGACCCCGCUUGGAGGCAGCACUCAUUCAAAUUUUGAUUGAGCCGAUCAGAUGGACAGAGCUCACUCAGGGGCUGGCUGCAUUCAUGUCCUCAAUCAACGCAACGAGGUUCCACGUUAUUUCUAUUGGCACCAAUGCAGAGGCCACAUUAACUGCAUCACUGAGCUCCAAGAUGCAACUUGAUGAUUCUCAAGUCCCCGGUAAUGGCGAGAGUGUGAAGCCAGACCAAAACGGUGGCGAGGCCCGUGGAAAUAUGGUUCGUGGUCGAUCCAAGAUCGCUAUCGUUGGCCUCUCAGGCAGAUAUCCAAGUGCAGAGAAUAACGAGGAAUUCUGGGAUCUCAUCUUCCGUGGACUAGACGUGCACAAAACUGUGCCAGAUCUCCACUGGAGUGCUAAGACACAUGUUGACCCUACCGGCAAGAAAAAGAAUACCAGUGCUACCCCGUACGGCUGCUGGUUGGAACAUCCUGAGGCAUUUGAUGGACUCUUUUUCAACAUGUCACCCCGCGAGGCACCCCAAGUCGACCCUGCUCAGCGUAUCGCCUUGAUGACCGCCUAUGAAGCAAUGGAACAAGCCGGAAUUGUCCCUGGCGCUACCCCAUCCACCCGCCACGACCGGGUGGGCGUCUUCUAUGGAGUCACAAGCAAUGACUGGAUGGAAACUAACAGUGCCCAAAACAUCGACACGUACUUCAUUCCCGGUGGUAACAGAGCGUUCAUCCCAGGCAGGAUCAAUUAUUUCUUCAAAUUCAGCGGUCCCAGCUACAGUGUUGACACCGCAUGCUCUUCUAGUUUGGCAUCUCUCCAUAUCGCUUGCAAUUCUCUGUGGCAGCGUGAUAUUGAUACUGCCAUUGCGGGUGGAACAAACAUCCUUACCAACCCUGACUUUACUGCUGGUCUGGAUCGUGGGCACUUCCUCUCACGCACUGGUAACUGUAAGACAUUUGAUGACGAUGCCGAUGGGUAUUGCCGUGGAGAAGGUGUUGGCACCGUUAUCCUGAAGCGUUUGGAGGAUGCCAUUGCUGACAAGGAUCCUAUCCACGGUCUCAUCUUGGGAACUUACACAAACCAUUCGGCAGAGGCAGAGUCAAUCACCCGCCCGCAUGUCGGAGCCCAGAGGGAUAUCAUGAGAAAUAUUCUCAGCAACAGUGGAGUUGAUCCAUACAGUGUGAGUUACGUUGAACUGCAUGGAACAGGUACUCAGGCAGGCGAUGCUAGAGAAAUGACCUCUGUCCUGGACACUUUCGCGCCUGCAGACGCCCGUCGAUAUCGUCAGCCCGAAGAGUCCUUAUAUCUAGGCUCAGUUAAAUCCAACAUCGGUCACGGAGAGGCUGCUGCUGGAGUCAGUGCUCUGAUCAAGGUUCUCUUGAUGUUGAGAAACAAUACCAUCCCUCCGCACUGUGGUAUCAAAAACAAAAUCAACUCCAGCUUCCCAACAGACCUUGAUGCCAGGAACGUAUACAUUGCAAAGAAGGCCGUCCCCUGGCCGUCAAAAGAGGGACAGCCACGCAGGGUAUUUAUAAACAACUUCAGCGCUGCAGGAGGAAACUCUGCCCUAGUCCUCGAAGAAAAACCUGUGGAGGCUGAGAUUCUGGGAACAGAUCCUAGAGCUGCCCAUGUGGUAACGGUGUCAGCCAAAUCAGCAAUUUCUUUGAAUCGAAAUAUCCAGUCACUCGCAGAUUAUAUUGAGAAGCAUCAAGACGAGACUCUUUUCCUUCCCCAGCUGUCCUAUACCACGACCGCACGUCGAAUUCACCAUCAACAUCGAGUUGCUGUUACCGGUGCAUCUGCUGCCGAUAUCAAGGCAGCUCUUAAAACAGCGGCUGCAAAUGGUGAUGGCAAGGUUAGAGCAAGAGUUGCACCCAAGGUCACAUUCACAUAUACUGGACAGGGUGCUCAGUAUGUUGGUAUGGCUAAGCAGCUAUACACAUUAUUUGAUCAAUUUAAGAGAGACAUCAACCGAUUUGAUAGCCUUGCCCAGAAGCUAGGAUUCCCCAGCUUCCUUUCUGUGAUUGAGGAUGAGUCUAGCCAGCAACAGCACGAUAUCUCUCCAGUCACCUUACAACUCUCCAGUGUCUGUCACAGCCUUGGCGAAUAUGCUGCUCUCAAUACCGCUGGUGUUCUGUCCGACACAGACACCAUUUUCCUCGUGGGAAGACGUGCGCAGUUGUUAGAGCAGCAUUGUAUACUUGGAACACACAGCAUGCUUGUGGUUAAGGCUUCUUUAGCUGCCGUCCAGAGAGCACUCGAUGGCACGGAAUUUGAGGUUGCAUGUAUCAAUGCACCAGAGGAGACUGUCCUUGCCGGGCCCAACAAACAAAUUGAAGCCCUCAAGGAGUCCUUGAACAACAAUGGCCUCAAGACAAAGAUCAUUUCGGUGCCUUUUGCAUACCAUUCUUCCCAGGUAGAUUCCAUAUUGAACCAUUUCGAGACACUGGCUACAGGCGUUAGGUUCCGCAAGCCAGCGAUUCCGGUUAUAUCUCCAUUGCUCGCCGAGGUCAUCGUGGACGAGGGUAUCAUUUGCCCUAGGUAUCUAAGGAGACAUUGCCGUGAGACCGUCAGUUUCCUCGGAGCUCUUCAGCAUGUCAAAGAGACUGGAGUCGUGAAAGAUAAGUCCUUUUUCGUCGAGGUAGGCCCUCACCCUAUCGUGACUGGUAUGGUUAAGGCACUCUUUGGGACCUCUGUCACUUCUAUGGCUACGCUUCAGCGUAGCCGUGAUGACCUGAAGGUUGUAACCGAGUUGCUUGUUUCCCUUUAUUCGGCCGGCACUGACCUUCGCUGGAACGAGUACCACCGCGACUUUGAGGCUUCUCACAAGGUCCUGGAACUCCCUGCAUACAACUGGGACUUGGGGAACUACUGGAUGCAGUACGUGAAUGACUGGUCUUUGCGAAAGGGUGACCCCCCAUUGAUCGUUGGCCCUUCGUCCUUGACCUCAACUACCAUCCACAAAGUAGUGGACGACAGUAUUGACAAAAUUGUUGUCGAGUCGGAUAUGGCACGCGAAGAUUUUAAUCCCUUGGUACAGGGCCACGAGGUCGAUGGCGUGCCUCUAUGCACACCAUCUGUCUAUGCGAAUAUAGCCCUUUCCAUCGGCAAGUAUCUUCUGGAGAGAUACCAUCCAGAAAUCGAAACGAACCUGGUCGACGUGGCCAACAUGACUGUCUUGAAGGCAUUGAUUGCUCGGGCUCAGGGGCCCCAGCCACUUCGUACCAUAGCAACUGUCGAUUGGUCUGCUAAGAAAGCUGGCGUUUCCUUCCGCUCUUACGAUAAAUCUGGAGAGCCAACGGUGGAACAUGCGACCUGCGAGAUACACUUCACUGAUCGGUCUCGGCUCAAGCUGCUAGAGGGCUCUACUGCAACUAUCAAGGCUCGAAUGGGCGCUAUGCGCGAGACACUUGGAAGCGGUGAAACCCAAAGAUUCAAUCGAGCAAUGGUUUAUAAGAUGAUCAGUCCUUUGGCACAAUUCCACCGAGACUAUCAGCCACUCGAUGAAGUUAUCAUCGAUAGCAACAGCCUGGAAGUCUCCAGUCAGGUCAACUUCAAAGGUGUCCAGGCUGCUGGUAACUUCUUUGCCCAUCCAGCUUAUAUUGACGGCCUCACACAGGCAGGAGGGUUUGUCAUGAACUGCAAUGACAGUAAUGAUUUGGCAGUGGAGGUGUUCGUUAACCAUGGCUGGGAGUCUCUACAGCUGUAUGAGCCUCUUCAGAAGGAGAAGAAGUAUAAGACUUUCUGUCAUAUGUCUCCAGGAGACAACAGAAAGUUCCAUGGUGAUGUGGUGGUCUUUGAAAGUGAGAAAAUUGUAGCCAGUUACAAGGGCAUUGUUUUCCAAGGCGUUCCUCGUCGAGUGUUGCGUUUCUUCUUGAAGCCUGAAGCGCCGGCCGCUCCCCGUGGACAAGCAAAUCAAAAGACCACAGCACGACCAGCUCCUGUUGCACCAGUUGCAACGGCCAUGCCAACUUCUACCUCCAAGCCAAUUGCUAAGCCCGCCAUGGCUCCAACAACAGCCAGCGCCAAGUCACCAAAGGUCAAGCAGGCAUUCCAAAUUAUCUCUGAAGAAGCUGGCGUGCCUGUUGAAGACCUCACGGACGAUUGUGUCUUCACAGACAUGGGAAUUGAUUCGCUGUUGGCUCUAGUGAUCACAAGCCGAUUCCGGGAAGAGCUCGAGUUGGACGGGGAACUGGAUGAUAUAUUCCUCACGUAUACCUCCGGGAAAGCGCUUAGAAGCUACCUUGCAAACCAGUCAGGUUCGGAUAUCCCAGUAGUGGUGGAACCAACACCAUUACCGGUCAUUGCGCUAAAUGUUGAGCCCGCCGUCACUUCUCGAAUCUCCAUGGGUGCCGAUUGUGCUGCUGCCCUUGCUAUAGUGUCUGAAGAGAGUGGAAUUGCGAUUGCAGAGCUCGCUGAUGAGUGUAUCCUUGCAGAAAUUGGUAUCGAUUCACUUCUGGCGCUUGUGAUCGUCAGUCGUUUCAAGGAGGAAUUGGACGUCGAUAUUGACAGUCAAUCUGUGUUCACAGAUUCCUUCACGAUCCGAGACCUGAAGGCAUUCUUUGGAAAGGGGGAAUCAACUAUUACUACCCGCGCACCGUCCAUUCUGAUGGAAAGCUCUGAUGAAAACACCAUGUCAUCCAUGACACCACCAGACUCAAGUUCCGACUACGACACGUCCGAGAAGCCAGAACACAUUGCUGUACCGCCUGCCACAUCUGUUCUAUUGCAGGGUAUUGCAAGACACGCAGAGAAGAUCCUCUUCCUCUUCCCUGACGGCUCAGGAUCUGCAACUUCAUAUUCAGCAAUCCCACGGCUGAGUCCCCGCGUAGCUGUCAUCGGGCUUAACUCUCCCUAUAACAAGAUCCCAGAGCUUUUCAGAUGCACUCUCGACGACCUGAUUGAUAGUUACAUAGAUGAGGUCCGCCGUCGCCAACCAACAGGGCCAUAUUAUUUCGGAGGCUGGUCCGCCGGAGGUAUUUUGGCCUACCGCGCCGCUCAAAAGCUGAUUGAAGCUGGUGAAAAAGUUCCCGAUCUUAUUCUAAUCGAUUCCCCGGUCCCAAGGGGGUUGGACAAGCUGCCACAGCAUUUCUAUGAUCACUGCAGCAAGUAUCAGGUAUUCGGACACCGUGCUGGACCAACCAAGGGCCAUGCGAAGGCACCGGCAUGGCUUAUUCCACACUUCAAUGCAACAAUUGACACCCUACAUGAUUACCAUGCGUCCCCUCUUCCGGCUGGUAAAACGCCACGAACGACUAUCAUAUGGGCGUGUGAGAGUGUAAUUGAUGGUGUUAAUGUGCCCAAACUUCAGUCCCAUCCCGACGAUACACCAGGCAUGAAGUUUUUGUCUGAACAACGCACCGACUUUUCAGCAGCUGGGUGGGAGGCCGUCUUUCCAGGAGGAGAGAUUAUCUUGGAGCGUAUUGAGCGCGCCAACCACUUCUCUAUGAUGAAAGGAGAGCAUGCAUCUAAGCUAGCUGCAAUCAUUAAAGCUGCACUAGCAUAA
Trichophyton verrucosum HKI 0517 is the source of this 6123-nucleotide messenger RNA. Its product is annotated as conidial pigment polyketide synthase PksP/Alb1. Gene Ontology annotation, biological process: secondary metabolite biosynthetic process; fatty acid biosynthetic process. The record is from RefSeq and is a predicted model, not a curated record. NCBI's taxonomy places the organism in Eukaryota, Fungi, Ascomycota, Eurotiomycetes, Onygenales, Arthrodermataceae. Gene Ontology annotation, molecular function: 3-oxoacyl-[acyl-carrier-protein] synthase activity; fatty acid synthase activity. Bases 1 to 6123 code for a protein of 2040 amino acids. The transcript has 7 exons.